AUGAAGUUGCAUUGCGACGUUGAAGUUGUAAAUCGGAUGCUGCCCACAUUCGGUGUCAAAAACAAAGGCAGAGGAUCCAGGGCCGUGCUGUCUAUCGGGAACCAUGUGGAUAAAAAGACACAGCGGGCUAGUGUCUAUUUACUGAUAUGCACAGCAAAAGACAGAGCUGGAACCAAGUAUAAGCUGAAGGAGAAUAUAGAGAAGUUUUUCACAUGCUUUGUACAAGAGGGGAAGGCCACUGUACGACUUAAAGAACCCAUGGUGGACAUCAGCAUGAGCAAGGCGGAUACCACCAGCUUGAAAACCUUCCUCUCAGCUGCUCAACUUGCACACAGAGGAACCGUUAGAGACAAUCUUGCCCUCUCCACACUUACCCCUGUCCGUGCCAGAGAUGUGGAGAAACCCAAAAAGAAGCUCACCAUCAUGUCUAAGAAGGACUAUCCCCUCACGUCUAGCUUCCCCUACUCUCUGGAGCAGCUGCAGGUGUCUUACUGCAAGCUAUCCAGGGUGGACAUGCGCAUGCUGUCUCUAAAAUUAUUGCGAACACUUGACCUCAGCAAUAACCACAUCAAGAAGCUCCCAGACACCAUCGGUGACCUCCACUUCCUUACAGACCUGAUUCUCCACAACAACCACUUGGAGAGGUUCAGUGAAGCACUGUGCUUCUCUAGUCUCCAGAAAUCUCUGCAGCAUCUGGACCUUAGCCAAAACUGCAUAAAGCUGCUGCCUGCUUGCUUUUGCAAGUUGCAUGAGCUUGUUCGCCUCAAACUGGAUGACAAUGAGCUGGUACAGCUUCCCUUUCACAUCGGCCAACUCGCCAAGAUGCGUUUCUUGUCAGCUGCCCACAAUAAACUCACUGUGCUGCCCGGAGACUUCCACAAGCUAUCACUGGAGAACCUGGACCUGUUUGGGAACCCCUUUGCUCAGCCCAAUCCUCUUGAUCACAGCAUUCAGCUCACAUUACCACUCACUCUGGAGGAGCUGGCCUCCCGAGCUAUGCUCAACUAUAGAAUCCCUUAUGGGCCUCAUCUCAUUCCCUUCCAGCUUUGUGGUGACCUGGAACUGGCAAAAGUGUGCAACUGCGGCUGCACCUGUGUAAGCUCAUACAUACAGACGGCCGUGAGCAUGAACCUGCACCUAGUCUCUCACACUGUGGUGCUAGUGGAUGAUAUGGGAAGCACAGAGGCCCCCAUUCAGCGCCAUUUCUGCUCCCUCACAUGCUACUGCCAGUUCCUGGAUGGCUGUGUGCAGAGAGGCCUGAGCUGAGAAGAAUCUAACAUCUUUGAGAGAAGAAGUUCUUCCUUCCAUUCCUGUUGACAGCAGCUCUAACAGUAGUUUCCAUACUCACACAGUGAACUGUUAUAAUCAGCAGUCCUGGUUACUGUGGUGUAUCCAGUUUCUGCUUGUUUGCAGUUUGUGUGGUAUUCUGUGAUAUUGCUACAUCAGUAAUGGAUUAGCUACAGGUCAGGUGUAGGCCCUUCAAGAAACAUCACAUGGCAUGAAGUACAUUGUGGUCUCAUGGUCACAAUUUAUUUAUUAUUAUUUUUAUUUCAAUUUGACACUCUACAGAUGGAAAGUUAUAACAAGGUUUAUUCUUCAGCAUUAUUGUUUUUCUAUGUUGAAGGAGGUACAACCAAUAAAUAACAUAGUUUUAAAGGCAAAUUCAUGAUUGACGAAACAAGGUUGUUUUAUGAAUUGGUCCAUAAUUGUCCAUGAUUUUGUGUAUGGCGCUGCUCUUGUUCUUUGGAUUUUGGAGUAUUAUCAAAUAAAUUAAGAUUUUUGAACCUCUAA
This is a messenger RNA of Ictalurus punctatus (channel catfish), 1791 nucleotides long. It is a transcript of the gene lrr1, whose product is annotated as leucine rich repeat protein 1. The coding region runs from base 1 to 1266 and encodes 421 amino acids. The record is from RefSeq and is a predicted model, not a curated record. The transcript has 4 exons. Gene Ontology annotation, molecular function: protein binding. NCBI's taxonomy places the organism in Eukaryota, Metazoa, Chordata, Actinopteri, Siluriformes, Ictaluridae.